Molecule: messenger RNA, 1830 nt
Organism: Chenopodium quinoa (quinoa)
Lineage: Eukaryota; Viridiplantae; Streptophyta; Magnoliopsida; Caryophyllales; Amaranthaceae
Product: putative B3 domain-containing protein Os03g0621600
Exons: 7
Coding region: 42-1610 (522 amino acids)
Molecular function (GO): DNA binding
Source: RefSeq, a predicted model, not a curated record
CAUUACCAACACAAACAAAGAACAUAGAUAGAAAGAGAGACAUGGAAAGUGACGGAUCUCACAAGCACUUGAACAAAGCAAGUUCAGCAACAAAGCAAUAUGAAAUUGGUGACAAGCCGAAGCAUUCAAGGAAUGGGGCUUCGUUUAUAAAGGUUCUUGGCCGCGACUUUUCCAAGCAAUUGCAAAUACCUGAAGAAUUUACUGCAAAUAUGAACGGCUACAUUCCACAUCGGUUCAUCAUUGAAAGUGGAUCGACAAGGAAAUGCUGGAGGGUAGGAGUGGAAAAGGAUGGAGAUGGGAGGAUGUAUUUUCGAGAUGGUUGGGCUGAUUUUGUAGAAGUGCAUUCCUUAGGAGUUGGUAACUUCUUGCUCUUUGAGUAUGAGGAGCAAUCCAUUUUCCAAGCAAGAAUUUAUGACCGUAAUGGGUGUGAAAGAUCUAUACUCGUGGACAGUAAGGGUGGUGGAGGUCAGCAACAGCCUAAAAAGACUAUAGAUGAUGAAGGAGAAGAAAGUGAAGCCUUGGAAUAUGAACCGGUUUUAGUGAAAAGUAAUCGAAAGAAACCAACUAGAUUAGCUCCAAGGAAAUAUGGAAGGGGCAUAUAUAAAAGGAAUCGUGCUGUUCCACGGGCAUAUACAAGAACUGCCAAGCUGUCAGUUAGCGAAAACCAUUUGUGUUUCUCAAUAAUAAUUCACUUCUCAAAGAAGCAUCAGUUUCACCAGCUGACUAUUCCGAAGGCUAUUUCACUAAAGAUGAAGUUACCAAGCAAAGAUGAUCUAAAAUUUCAGGAUGUCCAGGGGAAGUGUUGGACUGUGACACUUGGACAUAGAAGAGAUGGUCGAGCAAUUCUUUGUCAUGGGUGGAAAGAAUUCAUGAAAGAAAACAAGAUCGAACACGGGGAUAAAUUAAAAUUUGAGUUCAUGUCAGAUGAACUAGUUCGAGUUCAUGUGACAAAGGCGUCAGUGGUUGAUGAGCAUCAGUCUGAUGAAGCAACUGGAUCCUUAGAUAUGGAUUGUAAACACGAUAAUAAGCCAAGUACUCAAACCCCAAAUGAUAAGGAAAUUGAAACUAGGAUGACUACAAAGAAACAUAUCUACGAGUCUGGAAGUUCGUUUUCCAUAACUUGGAAAGAAUCCGGUGUCAGAACAUAUCUGUAUAUGCCUAAGGCAAUUGCUCGAGUCCAGAAAUUGAUGAAGAAAGAUAGUAUUGUGCUUCGCGAUCCAGAAGGAAAGUGCUGGCCUCUUCAGAUUAAAAAUUUGUCAGGUGGCCGUGUUGUAUUAGCAAAAGGUUGGGCUGAAUUCUACAAAGGAUACGGUAUAAGAACUGGUGACAUGUUGGAAUUCAAAUUCGUGUCUGAGUACCUGAUUCAUUUGAGCAUAAACAGAACUUACAGAAGUCCGACAGCUAUUGAACCUGAUGAAGACGCUGUAAUCUGCUUAGAAACAUCAGAUAAUGAGGAAGCUCUUGCCAUCAAGCCAGCUGGGGCAGUCAUAACACAGGAAGAAUUUGACGCUGAUAUUGAACCAAAAGCCAUCAUUACUCAGGAUGAAUUUGUUGCAGAGUUUGAUGCAGCCACCCCUCGACCUGGUGAAGUAAACGGUGUCAUCAACUAGUUCUCGUCUUCUGUUUAUCUUCAUGCAACAACGCCUAAAAGGACUACAGCUUGUUCAAUGAACAUGAAAUUAAAUCUUUUGCCUUGUAAUUAAAUGUACUUUAAGUUCAUGCAAUUUAAUCAUGUAUGCAUUAGCACAUGAACUUUUGGAGGCAUGAUCUUCACAGAUAGAGCCUAAUAUUUUGUGUAUAUAUAAUACUGUAUAAGUUUCUAAGUUUCAC